Messenger RNA from Crotalus tigris (Tiger rattlesnake), 5998 nucleotides. RefSeq names its product zinc finger protein 345-like. The transcript has 5 exons. NCBI's taxonomy places the organism in Eukaryota, Metazoa, Chordata, Lepidosauria, Squamata, Viperidae. Gene Ontology annotation, molecular function: RNA polymerase II cis-regulatory region sequence-specific DNA binding; DNA-binding transcription factor activity. Gene Ontology annotation, biological process: regulation of transcription by RNA polymerase II. The coding region runs from base 2185 to 4638 and encodes 817 amino acids. The record is from RefSeq and is a predicted model, not a curated record.
AUGAUCGAUAAUAAUUUAUGAAAUUGAGUGCUGCCUGGCUCUCAAUGCUUCUCUUGACUAUGCAUCGUGAAACGCAGCUCUGCGCAAACUGGAGAUGCUAAAGGUGUGGGAAAAAAUGUGGUUAAUGACUUACAGCUUGGUAAUGACUUAUAGCUAAUGACUUACAACUUGCAAGCCUAAACCAUCAAGUUGGUUAAUCGGUUGACCCAGAUAAUCGGGUUAAUUUACGCCCCGCUUCAGCUAACCAUGGCUUAGCGUGCAGAGGCCAGGCAGCCUGGAAGCCCGAGGUUUUCCUUUGCCGUUCAAAAUCCGGCCACCUUUUUGCUGGAAACUGAUCUGGGCGUAACGAGGGGAAGGGCACGUACGUCUUGCCUUCCUCGCCGCCCACACUUGCCCCCCGAGAGAACCCCCUUCGUUGACCCGCGGAGGAGGCUUCGUCUCCGACUGCCGCCAGAGGGCCCUGGGUGGCGCCCGGGAAGAAGCCCGGCUUUCCGUCUCUCUCUCGUUCCGCGGCUCGGGGUGUCACGCGUUGAGCUUCCUGGGUGACUCGGAGGCAGCAGAGGCGCCGUGGACCCGGCCAGGAGAACCGCCCCGCCGCGGCUCCUCCCCGCCAGCCGCCGGGAAACCUUCCUCGCAGCCGGCUUGGCCCGGCCCAGGUGGGGACCUGUCGCGGAUCUGUGCAGGCAGCGCUUCCGGGAUGCGAAGGGUGACUCCCGCCUGCAGCGCUGCGCUGAUCCCCUGUGCCUGGCUGACAAGUGAUGUAAGGACGGGGCGAAGAGGGAGCUGCGCCCGCUAUUAAACAUCUAAACAGCCCCCGCAGCCUCGGUCAUCCGGUCCUUUUUGGACGUGCACAGCGUCAAAGCUACCCUCCGUCAAUGCCAAUUAGAGCAGUAGCUUCAUCAGGCUGACAGGAGAGGAGGAGUGCGCUGGUGAUGUUACCUCGUUUGGUAAUGAGACGUCUGCAAGAAAACCACCAAGCUCAGAGGAGGAAGAGUGUGCAAGCUUUGGAGUUCUACAGAGCCCUUUGGCUGGAUUCUGCCCGAUAAAGUGUUCUGCAGAAUUCAAAAGCCUGCAAAUUGCUCCUGAAGGUUGAGUUGAUCAGUAAAAGAUACUGUUCCUAUUCCUCCCCCCUCAAAUUAUAUUUUUCAAUUUUUUUUAGCCUCAGUUUGAAGCCUUGACUUUUAGCCUUCCUUCUGUUCCGUGUUAAUUGAGGUACAGAAUUGACUUUGUCUGAGUUUUAUUGUCUCCUGGUUUUGGAAGCAGAGGUAGUCCUCGACUUACAACUAUUCGUUUAGCGACCAUUUGAAGCGACCACAGCACUGAAGAAGUGACUUGCAACCAGUCCUCAUACUUGCAACUGUUGCAGCAUUCCCACAAUCACUUGGUCAAAAUUCAGGCAGUUGGCAACCAGCGUGCAUUUAUGACUGUUGCAGAAUCUUGGGAGAGGAGGAUCACGUGGUCAUCAUUUGCAGCCUUCUUAGCUGGCUUUUAACAAGCAAAGUCAAUGGGGGGGGGGAGAUGAACUUGUUUAACAACUGCAUGAUUCCCUUAACAACUGGAGUGAUUCGCUUAACGACUGUGGCCCAAAAACAUUGCAGAAUUGGGCUCGACUCACUUAACAACCAAUUUGCUUAAUCGAAAUUGUGGUCUCAGUUGUGGUUGUAAGUCAAGAACUACCUGCAGCCUGAAAAGAUGAAUUCUAGAACGAAUUUGAUGCAGGGAGGGCUGUUGUUCCAGAUGCCCUGUGGCCUCCAAGGUGGAACGGCCUCCUUGUAUUGGAGACUUCUCGACCAGAGGGACAUGCAAGAGAACUACGAGACUCUUAUCUCUCUGGGUAAGGAUCAAUUUCUCUGGGUUAAUAUGUAAAGCUAAGGAACAGCUCUACAGCAGAGGCCCCCAACCUUUUGGGCACGGUUCUGUGGAGAAAGAUUUUUCUGCGGACCAGAGGGGGUGAGGUUCCACGUGCUGCCUGCAUCCAGCGGAUGGGGCUUCACUGAUCUGCGCGGACCGAUUGCUGGUAUGCCGUGGCUCGGUGCCAGUCCACGGGCCGGGGGAUCCCUGUUCUACAGGAUCAAACCCCAAAUCCAGAGAGCCUGACUUGCUGUCCUCAAUUGCUUCUGGAAAACUCACAAGCAAGAAAUCACGGUGUUGUUUUUCUCCAUCAUUUGGUGUUUGGAAGAAGAGAUGGCAAUCACCCUGCCCCGAAUCACUGCACUAGCUGAGCCCCACCGGAGAGGGUUGCCGUCAGCAGGAUUUCCACUUUCUAAAUCUGAUCUGCUCUCCUGGAUGGAUCGAGAAGAUUCAUGGAUUCCAGAACUUCAGGCAUGUGAGGAAAGGACAAUACCAACUCAGAUAAAUCCAGGGGAAGGACUGAGAGGAAGGAAUGAACCUGUUCCUCCGGAAGUAAUUCCUAGCAAAACAAAUCUACAAAAGGGAGAUGUCCUAGAGAGGAAUCCAAUGGAGGCCGAGAACCAACCAUCAGGGUCUGAGCCGAGGGGCUCCCUAACCGAAGGAAAGGAGCAGCAAGACAAACCCCUCCCACAGACCAUGGUUGCUUCCGAUUCUCAGGUGUCCCUUAGAAAACCACCAGCACAUGGCAAGAACCACCAAUGCACAGAGUGUGGCAAAAGCUUCAGCCAGAAGUCCAAUCUUCUCCGGCACAGGAAGCUGCAUCUGGACAAAAGACCCCACAAGUGUGACCAGUGUGAUAAAAGUUUCUCUGAGGCUGAGGCCCUGGCCAUGCACCAGAAAGGCCACGCAAAUGACAAACCGUACAAGUGUGAGGAAUGUGGGAAAAGCUUCAGCUGGACCUCGCACCUGGAACGGCACCGGCGGAUCCACACUGGAGAGAAACCCUUCCAAUGCAAGGAGUGUGGGAAGGCCUUCAGUGUUGGAUCACACCUGGAGAGGCAUCGGCGUAUCCACACCGGGGAGAAGCCGUAUCAGUGCAAAGAGUGUGGGAAGAGUUUCAGUGUUAGCUCCACCCUGGUCCAGCACCAGAGGAUUCACGCCAACGACAAGCCCUACCAGUGUGAGGACUGUGGGAAGGGCUUUGCACUUGGGGCCAACUUGGUGGCUCACCAGAGAAAACAUCUGGGACAGAAGCCCUACGAGUGCCCCGAUUGCGGGAAAAGUUUCAGCUUCACCUCUCACCUAGAGAGACACCAGCGGAUCCACACGGGAGAGAGGCCUUACGAAUGCCCCGACUGUGGGAAGCGUUUCAGCCGCAGUUCUCACCUUUACAGGCACCAGAGAAUCCACACAGGGGAGAAGCCACACCAGUGUACAGAUUGUGGCAAAAGCUACUACCUCAGUGCAGCCACCCUCCACCACUUCCAGGAAUCUCCAGCCAGGAGCAGGGACCCCACCAAAUGCACCGAAUGUAACCGGAAGAGGGUGGUCCUGCAGCCUCCUCCACUUCCUCCCUCCCUGCCAAUGUCUACUGAGAAGCCCUUUAAAUGCUCCGACUGCGGGAAAGGAUUUGGCCAGAGUUCGUCCCUGGUGAAGCACCAGCGGAUCCACACUGGAGAGAAGCCAUAUCAGUGUCUGGAGUGUGGGAAGAACUUCAGCUGGUGCUCGGCCCUGAUCAAGCACAAGCGGACCCACACAGGAGAGAGGCCCUUUCAGUGUGGAGACUGUGGGAAAACAUUCAGCAUCAGCUCCCAUUUGGAAAGGCACCAGUGUGUGCAUGCUCCCGACCGGCCCCACAAGUGUGCCGAAUGUGGGAAAACCUACAGGGAACUGGCCUCCUUAGUCAAGCACCAGAAAUCUCACGUGCCUGGGAGCAAGCGUUAUCGGUGCCCUGACUGUGGGAAAAGUUUCAGCUGGAGCUCCCACCUGGAAAGACACCAGCGGAUCCACACGGGGGAGAAGCCCUACCAGUGUAGUGACUGUGGGAAGUGCUUCAGCGUCAGUUCCCACCUGGACCGCCACCGGAGAAUCCACACAGGAGAGAAACCCUACCACUGCGGUGAAUGUGGGAAGAGCUUCAGCGUCAGCUCCACGCUCUUGCAGCACCAACGGACACACUCGAGUGGAAAGCCUCACAAGUGCAAGGAGUGUGGGAAGCGAUUUGUGGCCGGGGCACAACUGCUCACGCACCAGCGGGCUCACCGGGGCGAGAAACCCUACGACUGCACCGUCUGCGGAAAGAGCUUUGGCUUCGUCUCCCACCUGGAGCGGCACCUGAGGGUCCACACGGGCGAGAAGCCCUACCCGUGCUCCGAGUGUGGGAAGUGUUUCAGCCGCAGCUCGCACCGCAACCGCCAUCAGCACACUCAUGCGGCAGAGGGGCUCCCCAAAGGACAACCUGAAGGCCAGAAGGACACCUCUGUUUCAACCGAGACUAAGCACCCCAAAGAGCUGCUUCCUGUUGUUCCUGACCCUCCUCUUUCUCUCAUGCCCUCCUGGUGGAACGAGGGGGACAGGAAUCGCAUCCCCACAGCUGCUUCCACUUGGCCUGAGGCCCCACCGCCUUUCCAGGGCUUCAUCCCCAAUGCUGUCUCAGCUGGAGGACUGCGGAGCUGGGGUGGGAAGGGAUUUUUACCUCCAGAUCCAUGGAGGUCAGGGGAAAACAGCUGUAGAUGGGCAUCCCCUUACCCGCAAGAGGGAUGGCCGCCACCUCCCCCAACAUCCUAGCAGCUCAAGACAAUUUUGUGGGGUGGAUGGGCUGGAAGAAGCAAUGAUCUUCCCUCCUCACUCGACAAAUUGGGCAGAGUGCUAAUUUUGUCCCAUGGGAGCCAAGGAUUGCUAGUCUGUACUGGUUGGAAUGGAAACCUACAUGUAGUUGCUAUCCUAAAAGAGAAUUUAUGUUUAUAUUUAUGUUCUUCUGAGGGAGGUUUACACGGGCCUGGAGCUUUUGAUAUGAGGCAUCCUCAAGAGUUGCAAUAAUCCCUGGAUCUUCUCCCUUCUGAAGUGGUAGAAUACUGUUGUUAGAGUCUUUGGUGCUCUCUGAACUUAGUCCUUGCUUAUGGACCUUUCCUAACUCAACCAGAUAACUUCAUCGAUGAUAGUUGGACAGUGAAAGGUCUGCAAACAAACAUCACCUGUGAUGUUACCUAUGUUUUUUUUAACCUAGUUGGGUAAUGAAAUGUCUGCAAGCAAACACCCAAGCUCGGAGAACACCAAGAACUCCACAAUUCAAUCCAGAGCUACAGAUAGGCCCUUCUGUUGAGAGAGUACUGCUGCUUUUACUGAUGAUUUGAACUGGCUUAUUACCAUAAUUUGGUGGGGGAAAGUUUAAGGCAGCAGCCAGCUGACAAAAGCUAUAAGCUCCUUCUUUACCUAAAGAAUAUGAUUAAGGGGAAGCAUACCAGAAAUAGGGAGCUGGUGCUGUACAUGAGGACCCAUUUAUUUACAGGCAAGAUGUCUCAGCUACCUUGUUAAGGCAUCCAAAGUUUACCUGGCGUUGCACCACAAUCUGAAGAAGCUGCAGAAAACACACCUGAAGCAUUUAGCCUGCCUCAAGUUGGAGAGCUUUGAGACUCAGUAUCCUCUUUCUGGUAGCAUCUUAUUGCAAGGCAAGGAAGGAAAUCUGAAACCAGAUUCCUCUUCUGCAUGGCAGCAUUUGUGCUGCAUGCAGAUUGUCCCAAAGUUGAUCUCUAGGUGGGGAGAUCCCAAGUUGCCGCUGAGAAUCAACUCAAGCCGGCUAUACUGACAAGUCCCUAUCAAUCCUGACUGAUUACUAUGCUGGCUGAGGCUCGGGGAGGUUUGGCCUAAGACAAAGGUACCGAGCUUGGACAAGAUAAUUUAUUCUAGAUCAAUAAGGGGAGCCCAUAAUGAUGUUUCAAAUCCCAUAAAGUAUUGCUAUCAUCAAGAAUGAUGGAAAAUGGUGCUUGCAAGGUAGUCCAAGCAGGAAGCAUGCCUGAAUGAACUGAUUCCACUUUAUUGUAAGGUUACAUUAAUGCAGACAUGUCAAACACAAGGCCCGGGGGCCAGAUGCGGCCCACGAAGUGGUUUCAUGUGGCCUGCGAAGUCAUCCUGGAAACAGUGAGGGAAU